Messenger RNA from Fomitopsis serialis, 387 nucleotides. RefSeq lists its product as uncharacterized. The record is from RefSeq and is a predicted model, not a curated record. The transcript has a single exon. NCBI's taxonomy places the organism in Eukaryota, Fungi, Basidiomycota, Agaricomycetes, Polyporales, Fomitopsidaceae. The annotation marks the transcript as partial.
AGGCGGGGGAGGGCGAGGAGGUGGAGGUGGAGUGGCCGAUGGCGGUGUUGCUUGCGAGGAGGGCGUGAAGAUGAAGUGGGUGGCUUUGGGAUGUAUUUGUCGUCGUUUCUGACGUUGAAUGCGCAGGUUCUGCCUAUUUUGUGUUUGAGGUUGUCAGUCAGCGCCAGUGGGCAAUUGCCAUCCGUCCACCGCGGACGCUUGUUUACCGCCAUGGGUGACACUCAAACACUUCCACCGAGGCUUCGACUGGGCAGCGUUGGUAUAAUGCACUCACAGUCAUUGUGGUCCCAGUACUACGGGUUUAGCUCUGUUGAUUAUAUGAUUAUGAUUUCUCAGGGAUAUCAGCGCUUCCGAGCAAAGAAAAUGAUGAUUGAUUUGACAACUGAA